UGCCCUGGCAAGCCCAGGGUCCUGAAGCCAGGAAGAAAAAGAAAAAAACAAAAACCCCAAAAAACAAAAAACCAUGGAUGUCAGGGAGUUCGCCUUAGCUUCCCUGAGACAUGACACCAGCUGCCCUGGGGAGUUGCCUGUGGGUCACCGGCUUCUGAGGAGGAAGAAGGACUGGUCCUGGUCGCUCGUCGUGGCCGCUCUCGUGGGAGCCUUCGGAUCAUCCUUCCUCUACGGGUACAACCUCUCCGUGGUGAACGCGCCCACCCCGUAUAUCAAGGCCUUUUACAAUGCAACCUGGUACCGAAGGCAUGGACAUCCCAUAGACCCCAAUACCUUGACCCUGCUCUGGUCUGUGACCGUGUCCAUAUUCGCGAUUGGUGGCCUGGUGGGGACGCUAAUGGUGAAGAUCAUCGGAAAGUUUCUUGGGAGGAAGUACACACUGCUGGCCAAUAAUGGAUUUGCGAUUUUGGCAUCAUUGUUAAUGGCCUGCUCACUCCAGUCAGGAGCCUUUGAAAUGCUCAUUGUGGGACGUUUCAUCAUGGGCGUGGAUGGAGGCAUCGCGCUCAGUGCGCUCCCCAUGUACCUCAAUGAGAUCUCCCCCAAGGAGAUCCGAGGCUCCCUGGGCCAGGUGACGGCCAUCUUCAUCUGCAUCGGCGUGCUUGUUGGGCAGCUGCUGGGCUUGCCUGAGCUCCUGGGAAAGGAGAGCACCUGGCCAUACCUGUUUGGAGUGAUCGUUGUUCCUGCCUUGGUCCAGCUGGCAAGCCUGCCAUUUCUCCCUGAGAGCCCACGCUACCUCCUCCUUGAAAAGGACGACGAGGCAGGAGCCAUGAGAGCCUUCCAAACAUUUCUGGGCAAAGCAGAUGUCUCCCGAGAGAUGGAGGAGGUGCUGGCUGAGAGCUGUGUGCAGAGGAACGUCCACCUGGUGUCCGUGCUGGAGCUGCUGAGGGCACCUUUUGUCCGCUGGCAGGUCAUCACUGUUGUUAUCACCAUGGCCAGCUACCAGCUGUGUGGACUCAAUGCAAUCUGGUUCUACACCAAUAGCAUCUUUGGGGAAGCGGGGAUCCCUCAGGACAAGAUCCCAUACAUCACGCUGAGCACUGGUGGAACUGAGACCCUAGCUGCCAUCUUCUCUGGCCUGGUCAUCGAGCGCCUAGGGCGGAGACCUCUCCUCAUUGGCGGCUUUGGAUUGAUGGCUCUCUUCUUUGGGACCCUCACUGUGGCACUGACCCUGCAGGACAGAGCCCCCUGGGUCCCUUACCUAAGCAUUGUGUGCAUCCUGGCCGUCAUCGCCUCAUUCUGCAGCGGCCCAGGUGGGAUCCCGUUCAUCCUGACCGGCGAGCUCUUCCAGCAGUCAGAGCGGCCAGCGGCCUUCAUUAUCGCAGGCACAGCCAACUGGCUCUCCAACUUCGCUGUGGGGCUCCUUUUCCCCUUCAUGCAGAAAAGCCUGGACUCCUAUUGCUUCCUUAUCUUUGCCACAGUGUGCAUCGUGGGAGCUGUCUACUUCUAUUUGGUCCUCCCGGAGACCAAGAAUAGGACCCACGCAGAAAUCAGCCAGGCCUUCGCCAAGAGAAACAAGGCUCAGCCCCCAGAGGAGAAGGCUAACAGCCAGCCUGCGCCAGAUCCAUCCUCCACGCUGGACAGCCAUGGCCAAAUCCAAAUGUCUAAAUAUGUGAUAUCACUAUAGGAACCCAAGGCCUUCCCGACACUUAGAAGGUUUCAGCCGAUUGAAGCCAUGUGAGACUCUCAUCCUGGGUGUUAGGAAGAAGCUGGGGACAAUCGGCUGUCACAGCUGUGUCUUCACAGCUACCCCUUCCAAACUCCCUGGAAGCAUUCCCUAGGUUUAGUACACUCAGCAUUCUGCACGGACGGAAGGUCGCCCUCUUCAUGACUGAACUUGUAGUUUUGAAAUAAAGUUGGGGGAAAGGGAUCAGGUUGCCCACUCAAAGGAAGGCCUUUUCAUCUGAUGGACAAUCACUGUAAAGGGAAUGGCAGACCUGGACUUGUCCCAGCUAUGCUGUUGCUAAGCAACCCUGACCUGCCCUUGGCCUCCAGCCUCCAGAGUCCUGGACUUGGUCCUGCAUGGAGGCUUUCUGACACCCAUGGGAAGAUUCUAGGUCGACACUAACAAAUGCCUGUUGCUAAUCUACCUCUGCCCUGUGGACCUGAAGCUUUGGAACACCUCUUACCAGUCCACCACCUUCUGAACCUACCGAGACAAGUUUUGUCCCCAGCGUUCACGGUUUCCAGGUCUGAGGCUGUCUUUAGUUCAGACUGUUACAGGAGAGCGCACAGAAGAUCAAUAAAUAAUAUUGUUAGGAAUUUUUC
Molecule: messenger RNA, 2325 nt
Organism: Arvicola amphibius (Eurasian water vole)
Lineage: Eukaryota; Metazoa; Chordata; Mammalia; Rodentia; Cricetidae
Gene: Slc2a9
Product: solute carrier family 2 member 9
Exons: 12
Coding region: 74-1684 (536 amino acids)
Biological process (GO): monosaccharide transmembrane transport
Cellular component (GO): membrane
Molecular function (GO): hexose transmembrane transporter activity
Source: RefSeq, a predicted model, not a curated record